This is a messenger RNA of Cyphellophora europaea CBS 101466, 1515 nucleotides long. RefSeq lists its product as uncharacterized. Gene Ontology annotation, biological process: transmembrane transport. Bases 1 to 1515 code for a protein of 504 amino acids. Gene Ontology annotation, cellular component: membrane. The transcript has 3 exons. NCBI's taxonomy places the organism in Eukaryota, Fungi, Ascomycota, Eurotiomycetes, Chaetothyriales, Cyphellophoraceae. Gene Ontology annotation, molecular function: transmembrane transporter activity. The record is from RefSeq and is a predicted model, not a curated record.
AUGACGCUUCAAGUACAGCACGCUGACCCCGAGAAGAAGCUCACUGAUCAUGUAGAGCAGCCACAAAAGCCAGAGAUAGAGAAUGUGGAGGGGGAAGUCAUCGACAAGAAGGCUCAACGUCGGCUAGUCCUCAAACUAGACCUGAUCAUACUUCCAUUGCUGGCUCUAUCUAUCAUGAUGGGUUAUCUGGACCGAGGAAACAUCGGCAAUGCUCGCCUGCUGGGCAUGGCGCACGACCUGAAGCUAUCUGAACAGCAGUACCUCAAUUGCGUGAUGAUGUUCUUCCUCGGAUACAUGCUUAUCGAGCUUCCUGCCGGCAUGGCCCUGCGGUACAUCCAACCACGAUAUGUCUUCGCAACGGCAUUGAUUUCCUUUGGCCUUUUCUCCACGCUCAUCACCGUGUCCGGCUAUGCGGGCAUCAUGGUGCUGCGUGUGCUUAUCGGCUUGGGCGAAGCAUUCGUCAACAACGCGUACCUCUACGUGUCACUUUAUUACAUGCAGAACGAGCUUUCGCUGCGAACAGGCAAGUUCAACGCUGCCGUCUACUCAAUGACGCCUGUUGCUGGCGCCUUCUCCGGCCUGCUUGCUUACGGAGUUGGAACAGGUCUGGAGGGAGCUCACGACAUUCCUUCAUGGAGAUGGCUCUUCAUCAUCGAAGGCGCAGCCACCAUUGGCUUUGGUUUCAUUGUGCUAGCCCUUCUACCAGGAUUGCCAGAGACUGUCGCCGCCAAAGGGUCAUUCCUGUUUCCUCAUGAACAAGAACGUGCACUCAUCAUGCAGCGUCUGAGAAUGAGCCAAAAUACAAGCCAUGCCGGCUUCCAGAAACACCAAGUGGUCAUGGCCUUCAAAGACCCAAAACUGUACCUGGGAGCCCUCCUCCUUGCUCCAGUCGGCAUCGGUAUCGGGGCAUUCAACGUCUUCCUCCCGACAUUUGUGAACCAAUUCGGUUUCGAUCGCUUGCAUUCGCAACUCAUCUCUAUCAUCCCCUACGCCUGCGCCUUGAUCAGCAUGAUCUUCAUUUCAUGGCUGUCCGACCGUCUGGGCCGCAAAGCUCUUGUGUGUAUCUGCAGCUUUGCCGUUGGCAUGAUUGGAUUCAUCAUCCUCAUCACCGCUACAGGCAAGGUGGUGCUCCUGGUCGGAGCUUGUCUGGUUGCGAUCGGCACCUACCCCGGGCUCGUCAUCGGUAUCGCCUGGACGUUGACAGUACAUGGUGGCUACACGAAGAAAGCCACGUUCAUGUGGGCGUCGCAGGUCAUGAUCCAGACGUACAGCAUCAUUGCCACGCAGGUUUACCGGAGCCCUCCUCGUUUCUUCCUCGGUCACGGCAUCGCACUGGGGUUGUACGUGCUGGGGAUUACGUCGGCAAUGACACUGUGGUAUCUGGUAUCAAGGCAGAAUAGGAUGAGAGAGGCCAGAAGACUGGAGUUCGAGCAGAAAGGAGAGGUCGAUCCGGAUAUGGAGAAGUCGUUCGAGGAGCUGGGUGACUUCCAUCCCGGAUGGCGAUAUACGACAUAA